CAAGUAAAAAAGUAUCAUUUUUCGUCUAAUCUUGUCGUUCGCUCUCCACAAUCUCCCUCUGUAUGUGUGUGGGGAGACUGCAGUGAAGGUUCAAUACUGCAGACCCAACAAUGGAUACCUUACCAAGAAGACAUGAGAGCCCAUACACAUCUCUCCUUCCAUCCCCGACAAGUCACAGCACGACCAGUAGUAGCAGCAGCGACACAAACAGCCCCACUCACGGGCUUCAGCAGACUCAUAAUAACAACCUAACCCCUACGCAUCCGCCGACUCCUCCAACGAAUCCCAUCACCAGAUCCGAAUCCACCAACCCUUACCCGACUACUUUCGUCCAGUCCGACACCACUAACUUCAAAAAUGUCGUCCAAAUGCUCACUGGUUCAUCCGAGACCGCCAAGAAUGCAAGCUCCAAACCCGCAUCAAACACCCAGCAUCAACCCGACCCGUCUCCCAGGAACCAUACUCACAGUAUUCCUCCCAUCAAAUCUAUACCCAUGAAGCAGCACUCUGGGUUCAAGCUUUACGAGCGAAGAAACUCCCUGAAGAACUUCAAGAUCAGCCCCCUUAACCCGUUCUUUAACCCAAAUAACUCCGGAUUCUCCCCCCGGAAACCCGAGAUCCUAUCUCCUAGUAUUCUUGAUUUCCCUGCUCUGGUACUCAGCCCGGUUACGCCGUUGAUACCUGACCCGUUCGACCGAUCUGGGUUUGUGAAUUUUAACUGUACUAAUGUGAAUAAUGUGAAAUUAGAUGCUGGGGCAGAGGAGAAAGCCAUUAAAGAGAAGGGCUUUUACUUGCAUCGGUCGCCCGCGACCACGCCGCGAGGAUCGGAGCCGAGGCUUUUGCCGCUUUUUCCGGAGACGUCACCCAGAGUUCCAGAGAAGUUGAAAUGGAGAAGGAAUGUCAAGCCUGUAAUGUUGGAUAAUUGGACGAGAGAAUAUUGCUUCAAUUAUAUUAUUUGGGUUCUGAUAUUCUCUUCUAAUCCAAUUGUAAUGUGCUUCAUUUUCCCUUUUGUGUUUGGUUGCUGAGAAAGUUAAGGCCAAGAUGAAAUGGUGAAUGGUCAGGCUAUUCAGUUGAAUGUAGGGUUUCAUCCAAUGCAACAACUUUGAAGUCAAAUUAGAAGUCUUUUUUAUGUAUUGAUUGAUGUGAUGUUUGCUUUUGUUUGGUUUGAUGGGUUGGAUUACUAAAUUGAGUGAAUUCCCAAUAUUUUACACUGCAAGUCUGUUUUUCAUGGAUUACCAUAGAUUGCAUUAGUUGAGUCAAGUGACUCAUCUUUCUCGACUUUUCUAGUGUAUCAAUAAAUGCAGAAAUGAAUGACUGAGAUCUAUUUCAGUUCCG
Tripterygium wilfordii is the source of this 1335-nucleotide messenger RNA. Its product is annotated as VQ motif-containing protein 4-like. The coding region runs from base 111 to 1025 and encodes 304 amino acids. The record is from RefSeq and is a predicted model, not a curated record. The transcript has 2 exons. Lineage: Eukaryota; Viridiplantae; Streptophyta; Magnoliopsida; Celastrales; Celastraceae.